Molecule: messenger RNA, 1371 nt
Organism: Lottia gigantea (owl limpet)
Lineage: Eukaryota; Metazoa; Mollusca; Gastropoda; Lottiidae
Exons: 12
Coding region: 1-1371 (456 amino acids)
Biological process (GO): GABA catabolic process
Cellular component (GO): mitochondrion
Molecular function (GO): pyridoxal phosphate binding
Source: RefSeq, a predicted model, not a curated record
AUGAUCACCCCAGUCCCUGGCCCCCGUUCACAGAAACUGGUCUCUCAACUCUCAGAUAUCCAGAAUACUGGUGCUGUGCAGUUUUUUGCUGAUUAUGAUCACAGUUUAGGGAAUUAUUUAUUUGAUGUAGAUGGAAACGUUUUAUUAGAUAUGUUUACUCAGAUAGCCACUAUACCUAUAGGAUACAGUCAUCCAAGAUUAAUGGAAGCUCUUAGAAAACCUGAAAACAUUGCGUCAUUUGUCAACAGACCAGCUCUUGGAGCUCUACCUCCUAGCAACUGGGUGAACAAAUUAAAAGAUGUUCUAUUAGCUGUAGCCCCACCAGGAAUGAAUCAUGUACAGACCAUGCAGUGUGGCGCUUGUUCUAUAGAACACAGUCAGAAAGCCAUCUUCAUGUGGUACCAGAGACAUCGUCGAGGUGGCCGACCGCCCAGUGAAGAAGAAUUGAGAUCGUGUUUAAGCAACUUAGAACCAGGAACACCAAAGAUUUCAGUUUUAUCAUUUUAUGGCGGCUUUCACGGACGAACAAUGGGUGCCCUGGCUUUAACACAUACAAAAUGGGUCCACAAGCUGGAUUUUCCACAACCUGAUUGGCCAAUAGCACCAUUCCCUAGAUUGAAAUAUCCUCUGGAAGAAAAUACCCGUGAAAAUCGAGAAGAGGAAGAUAGAUGUCUCAAUGAGGUAAGAGAAUUAAUGGACAAAUGGGCUAAGAUUGGUAACCCAGUAGCAGGUAUUGCUGUUGAACCUGUACAGUGUGAGGGGGGAGACAAUCACGCUUCACCUUAUUUCUUCCAAACUCUUCAGAAAAUUGCUAAAGAGCAUGAUGCUGCUUUAUUAAUGGAUGAAGUACAAACAGGAUGCGGUUCCACAGGAAAAUUCUGGGCUCACGAACAUUUCAAUUUACCCCAACCUCCAGAUGUUGUUCCCUUUGCCAAGAAAAUGAUGACUGGGGGCUUCUAUUUUAAACAAGAUUUCAAACCAACAGAGGGAAAUCGUAUAUUUACUACUUGGACUGGAGAUCCAUCAAAACUCUCCAUGUUAGAUGCAGUGGUGGAUGUAAUCCAAGAAGAAGAUCUAGUUAAUAACACCGCCAGAGUUGGACGUUAUUUAAUGAGUGGAUUAUAUGAAAUGCAGAAACGUUAUCCAGGUAUGGUAAUGAAUGCCCGAGGAUUAGGAACAUUAGCUGCUAUAGAUUUCUGUGAUGCUGAAACUAGAGAUAAAGCUAUCUAUAAUAUGAAACAAAAAGGAAUACUGAUUGGUUCCUGCGGAGAGAAAACACUGAGAUUCCGUCCAACGCUGAUGUUCCAAGAACACCAUGUGGACAUAUUCACUGAUAUUUUUGAUAACGUGUUGAGUGGAUUAAAGAAAUAA